Messenger RNA from Annulohypoxylon maeteangense, 2895 nucleotides. Its product is annotated as U3 small nucleolar RNA-associated protein. The record is from RefSeq and is a predicted model, not a curated record. Gene Ontology annotation, molecular function: protein binding; U3 snoRNA binding. Lineage: Eukaryota; Fungi; Ascomycota; Sordariomycetes; Xylariales; Hypoxylaceae. The transcript has 3 exons. Gene Ontology annotation, biological process: endonucleolytic cleavage in 5'-ETS of tricistronic rRNA transcript (SSU-rRNA, 5.8S rRNA, LSU-rRNA); endonucleolytic cleavage to generate mature 5'-end of SSU-rRNA from (SSU-rRNA, 5.8S rRNA, LSU-rRNA). Gene Ontology annotation, cellular component: 90S preribosome; small-subunit processome; nucleolus. The coding region runs from base 35 to 2755 and encodes 906 amino acids.
CUACAAUAUAAUCGUACGAAUUUCGGAUUUCAAAAUGGCCAAUAAAGCGCCUUUCAAGACGACUUUCGAGGCGACUGAAGUUAUCCGGCCAAUUUUCACAGGUGGUGCUGUCGCAUUAGAGAAUGGCGCACGAAUCCUUGCGACGACUCUGGGAGAGGAUGCGGUCUUGACUGACAUAAAGACGGGAAAGCACAUUACCACAGUUGAAGGGGAUGGGGAACUGAUAUCUACACUAACUUUAACUCCGUCGGGAUCUCACCUUAUCAUAUGCUCUCGUUCGCUAUCUAUGCGAAUAUACUCUCUAAAGAAGUCAAGCGAUACGAUAGAACCUCAAUUGGUACGAACAUUAAAACCUCACACUACCCCCGUCGUCGUUUUGGCCGUCGAUCGAACUAGUACGCUGCUUGCGACCGGAGGAACCGAUGGAUCAAUCAAAGUAUGGGAUAUCAACGGCGGUUACGUUACACAUACCUUUCGAGGACCAAGCGUGCUUGUAUCCGCCCUCCAUUUCUUCGAACUUGCCGCGAGUUCGACACAUACCCAAGAAACCGCUCAGGAGAAGAAGAAGAGAAGGAAAUCGAAAGGCGCUGCUGAGGAUGAUGAAGAUGAGAUAUCAUCUACAGUAAGGUUCCGAUUAGCCUCUGGGAGUCAAGAUGGAAAGGUUCGCGUAUGGGAUCUACAUAAGAGGAGUGUCGUAGCGAACCUCGACUCGCAUGUUUCAGACGUUCAAGGUCUGGACUAUUCACCCACCCAAAAUGCGCUGGUGACCGCCGGUAGAGAUAAGACGAUCAGGUGGUGGGAUACGAAAUCUUGGAAAGUACGAAAGGUUGUCCCCUGUUUUGAACUUAUCGAGGCAGUUGGCUUCAUCGAUGAUGGUCAACUCACUUAUAGUGCCGGAUCAAAUGGGUGUCUGCGAUUAUGGGCCACUGACACCGGGCGGGAACUUACGAAAGAACAAACGCCAAAGCCCGAGACUGAAGCUUUUGUAAGAGCCAUUUACCAACCAGGAUUUCCAUUCGUCAUAUGCGUUCAAGUCGACCACACUCUAUCUCUUUAUCAAAUUCCUUCCGAGGCCCACGAUCUAUCUCAAGUCGCGCCCCCCGAGCCAUUUCGCCGAAUCUCAGGCACUCACGACGAUAUUAUAGAUUUACGGUAUCUACUGCCCGAUCAUUCUGCUUUGGCUUUAGCGACAAAUUCCGAAGACAUCCGAAUUGUAUCAGUGACCGAACCAAAAUCUGGGUUGGAAACUUUAGUCUCUUCCGAGUAUUUCGGGCAGGAUAUCGCUCUUCUCAAGGGCCAUGAAGACAUAAUUAUAUCACUUGAUGUCGACUGGUCUGGUCAUUGGGUCGCUACGGGUGCCAAGGAUAAUGCCGCGAAGCUAUGGAGAAUAGACCCGGCUAACAAUUCUUAUACCUGCUGGGCCACAUUUCCGGGACACGCCGAAUCUGUCGGGGCGGUAGCAUUGCCUCGAAGUCGGCCGGUAGAGGGCUCUAAAGCACAUGCCGACCCCUUAAACUAUCCGCCUCCAUUCUUAAUCACAGGAUCCUCUGAUCAGACUAUUAAAAGAUGGGAAGUACCGCGAGAACCACAAAAGGGCGCAAAGGCAACUAUCAGAGCUGCUUACACGCGAAAGGCCCAUGACAAGGACAUCAAUGCCAUCGACAUCAACCACUCAUCACGUUUAUUCGCCUCGGCUUCCCAGGACAAAACUGUCAAGAUUUGGUCGAUAGAAGAAGGUGAGGUUCAGGGAAUCCUCCGAGGCCAUCGCCGAGGUGUGUGGUCUGUUAGUUUUGCGCCUCUCAACACUCCGGUGCUUCAGGGUGAACAAGGUUCCGUGGCUGGGAAGGGCGUUAUACUCACAGGAAGUGGAGACAAGACAGUUAAGCUAUGGAACCUUACGGAUUAUACAUGCUUGAGGACAUUCGAGGGUCAUUCAAACACUGUCCUUAAAGUGGUGUGGCUUAACAUCCCGCCAAACGAAGAGCGUGGUAAGAAACCUAUACUUUGUGCUAGCGCUGGUGGAGAUGGUCUAGUCAAAGUAUGGGAUGUUAAUUCCGGUGAGAAUGAGUGCACGCUCGAUAACCACGAGGACCGAGUCUGGGCUCUUGCGGUACAUCCCGAGACGAACAUGGUUGUCUCUGGCAGCGGUGACUCUACUGUCUCAUUCUGGAAGGAUACUUCGAGUGAAACGCAAAUUGCGACGAACGAAGCAGCCCUCAAGCGCAUCGAACAAGAACAAGAGCUUGAGAAUUACGAAUAUGUGGGGGCUUACCGCGAAGCAAUCACGAUGGCGCUUCAGCUCAACCACCCCCGCAAGCUUCAGAGUCUCUUCGAGCGAGUAGUCAAUUCGAAAACACCAGAGAUUAGCAGCCUUUCAGGCUUAAGGGCUGUCGAUGAAGUAUUAGCCUCCCUUUCCGACGAGCAGCUGUUCCUGCUCCUCCUAAGACUGCGAGAUUGGAACACCAACGCCCGAACGGCACCUAUGGCCCAGCGCAUCCUGUGGACCCUCAUUAAGAGCUACCCUGCAUCGCGUUUCUCCAACUUGUCUGUAAAAGGGGCCCGAGGUCAGAAGAGCUUGAAGGAGGUCUUGAAUGCGCUUAAGGUCUAUACAGAGAGGCACUAUAAGCGCAUGGAGGAGUUGGUUGAGGAGAGCUAUCUAGUGGAAUAUACCCUGCAGGAAAUGGACAGUCUCGCGCCCAGUUUAGGUAGCAUGAAGUUGGCAGAGAAUGGCGAUUUAGAUGUCGUCAUGACGUAGAUUUUGCUAGACUAGAUAGAUAGUCUGUCAAUUCUGUAUAGAUCAAUUAAUUAUAUGGUACAAAUAGAGUAUUCUGUACAUUGCAUGACUGGGAUACGAGAGUCGCUUUGAGUAUCAAUAUACAGUCGGGUCUUAGUUCC